Hermetia illucens (black soldier fly) is the source of this 2288-nucleotide messenger RNA. Its product is annotated as gastrula zinc finger protein XlCGF46.1-like. The record is from RefSeq and is a predicted model, not a curated record. Gene Ontology annotation, biological process: regulation of transcription by RNA polymerase II. The transcript is spliced from 10 exons. Bases 285 to 2117 code for a protein of 610 amino acids. Gene Ontology annotation, cellular component: nucleus. Gene Ontology annotation, molecular function: zinc ion binding; RNA polymerase II transcription regulatory region sequence-specific DNA binding; DNA-binding transcription factor activity, RNA polymerase II-specific. Lineage: Eukaryota; Metazoa; Arthropoda; Insecta; Diptera; Stratiomyidae.
GACAAGUGACAGCUAUUUUAUAAACAUCAAAAAAGAGCAUCAGAAGUUGACGGGGUUGCUUGCGAAUGAUUGUGAGACGAAAUGAGCAUAAUCAUUUCGCUGUUUUGAGUUGCUACCUUGCAACGACAAUGAGAUGUUAACUUAGAUCUGUGUGACGUGAGCCGCUGAACGUGAUCCACUUUUUUUCGCGAAGAACGCUCCCGAUCGUAAACAAUCAGCUUCCCUCACAUAAGCAUUAGCAUCGUUCAGUAUUUUUUUUUCUCUUGGUUAUUGUUGUCGAGACUAUGACAAGUAACAAUUUUUCCUAUAACGUGGAAAUGGUCAAAGAACUGGAAAGUUGUGCUGAGGGGUUACAUUUGAGAACAACUUGUCGAACUUGCUGUUCAACGUUCUCUAGCGAGGAACCGUUUACAUACCUAUUUGAUACUGCAUCACCAGCGAUCGAUACUAGUCAAAACAUUAGCGAAGAAGUCAUUUCUUUUAAUUUAGAUAUUACCAAAGAUGAUGGCCUGCCCCAACAAAUAUGCUUAGAUUGCACCCAGACAUUCAUUGCUAUUAAAGAAUUCCGCGAGAGGUGUAAGAAAGUACAAGAAUUGCUAUUCGCUUAUUUCAGGACUCAAGAAACUCUUUCUGUCAAAACAAUGGAGCUCGACAGCACAGUAGCUGUUUGCAAAGUUGAGAGUGAUACAUCGGAUGACAGCUUUUGUUCUGAGAACGCAAAUGAGGAUUGCGAGUACAACGAUCCCAGCGUAGAAAACGCUGAAGAGCAGAAUCCCAAUGAGAAUUUUUACCCGCCUGAGCACUUUUGUGCCAAUAUUAAGACUGAAGUUUCAAUUGAUGAAGAAGGUGUGUCCACUUACGACUUGAAUAGUAAACCUUUAUGUGCAAACUGCCAUAAGGAAUUUGACAACUAUGAGCAACUUUCCACACAUUACGAAACUUGCUCCACGCAUUCCGAAAACUUAAACUUUACUGACAGCAAUGAUGGCAAAGACCCAACAGAAAUAAAGUUCCCUUGCACGAUUUGUGGCAAUGAGUUCACAGACGAAUUAGAAUUUGUAAAUCAUUUACAAGCUCAUGCCUCAAAUAAUCUAAUCGCUUGUAAUAGGUGUGGCCGAAAUUUCAGUUGUCCGCGAGCUUUAAAGAAGCAUUUUUUACGUAUGCACGAGAGAUCUGAUCACGAGUGUUCGAUUUGCAAGGAAAAGUUCACGAAUGAACAUCGAUUCAAGUAUCACAUGCGAACGCAUGACCCUAGCAAGCUCUUUCAUUGCACAGUUUGCGGCAAAUCAUUCAUGGCCGUGCAUCACUUGAAAGCUCACGACCUCAUGCAUAAGGACAUUCGACCGUUUUCUUGCGAUACUUGCGACAAGAAGUACAGAGACAAGAGAAGUUUGGAAACGCACAUGCGAAAACAUAGUGGGGAGCGUCCUUAUGUAUGCCAUAUCUGUAAGAAAGACUUUGCCAUUCGGACUUCAUAUGUCCUGCAUGUACGAAAGCAUGAACAUGCUUUCAAAGAGAUGGAGGAGAAUGGAGGUGAUGUACAGCUUCGCGGACAGGACCUAUCCACAUUGCAAGCAUUCCCUUAUAAGUGUUCCAUAUGCUCUCAGGGAUUCAAGGUGGCCUAUUCGUUGGCGGCCCACUUUGAUAAACAUUCGGAAGUUCGCGGAUUUGAUUGUGAAGAAUGCGGGAAAGCCUUCAAAAAUCGACCGAGUUUGAAACAACACGUGAGACUGGUUCAUCUAAAGAUCAAAAAGUAUUUUUGCGAAUUCUGUAGAAAGAAAUUCACAUUACCAGAGGAGUUGAAAUCGCAUAAACUUAUUCAUCGUGAUGAAAAGCCAUUUAAAUGCGAAGUGUGUGGGAAAUGCUUCAGACGUAAAAACGGACAUGUAGCGCACAUGCGAGUGCAUAAUGGCGAUAUCUAUACUUGCGAAAUCUGCGGCAAGAGCUGCAAAUCUCAUUCGCGAUUAUCAGAUCAUAUUAUGACUCAUACCAGUGCCGAACGACAGGAGGUCCAGAGACGCAUUGAAGAAGCUGCUUUUAAAAAACUACCGCUUGAAGUUUCUUGUAGUUCGAAUGUAAUUAAAGAUAUAAAAAUUGACCCAGACCUCACGGAAUAGCAACAAUAGAUAAACGAUAUUAGUGAGACUAAUUUCAAUGAUCGAUUCGUAUUCCUAUUAAUGCCGGUGAGAAUUACGCUUUUAUUUACAUUUACUACAGAUCUCUGGAAAUAUGAUUUAGUGGAAGUAGAAACUGAAGAAUAAAAUAUGCCGAAAUAAUUUAAUAGUCCA